UGAAAAGAGAUUGUUUAAGUCUGGUGAAAGGCACCAUUUCAGUCUCAGACUAUUGGCGCUCGAACGACAGGAAUAAAUGCCUUUCAUCCCUUGGUUAUUAAUCUACUAUUAAAAUAACUACUCUGCUAUGGCAUAUACACGACGCAUAAUAUUAUUUGGAUUAUUCCAGCAAGAGUAUUGGAUUACCCACCCACAAGUAGAGACCGUACAAAGAGAAGUCCAGACUAUAAAUACGAAUGACAAACAAUACUUCGAGAAGGCCCCUGACGGCGUUCCGGUCGGCAUACAGAUCAAUAAUGUCUACAAGUCGUUCGGUGAAGAGAAGGUGUUGCACGGAGUGAACUUGGCCGUGUGUCGCGGUGAAAUCACCGUGCUGCUCGGUCACAACGGCGCCGGCAAGACCACCCUCAUCAACAUCAUCACCGGUCUCAUCCCAGCGUCGUCGGGCACCGUGCAGAUUGAGGGCAAAGACACCGUCAAGCAGUCUGUGGAAACCCGCAAGCUGAUCGGCCUCUGCCCGCAACAGAACAUAUUCUUCGACAGAUUAUGUGUGCUUGAACACGUUAUGUUCUUUGCUAUGCUUAAAGGACAAUCGUACUCACAAUCCCGCACAUCAAGCACCGAACUACUCGCAAGACUGCAGCUGUCUGAGAAGCUGCAAGAGAAACCUGCAGCAUUAUCCGGCGGAAUGAAGCGGCGCGUGCAGCUGGCCUGCGCUGUUGCUGGCGGAGCCAGGGUGCUAGUGAUGGAUGAGCCAACCAGCGGGCUGGACGUGGAGACGCGCCGAGAGCUGUGUGAUAUGCUCCUGAGUCUCCGCGGGGAGCACACGGUGUUGCUGACGACACACUUCAUGGAGGAGGCGGACGCGCUCGGCGACCGUAUCGCCGCGCUGCACCACGGCCGAGUGCGCUGCCACGCCACACCCAUGUUCCUCAAACGAGCCAUAGGUACUGGUCACCGUCUCACGUUCACGACAUUGGGCGCGCCGAAUGAAGCAGCAAUCACAAAGGUCAUCACCGCCGUCGUGCCGGACGCUACCAUCCGGGACCGUCGUCCGAACGGUCUGACCUACAAUCUGCCGGCGAUGGACACGGCGCGCUUCCCUCAGCUCUUUGCCACAUUGGAGAAAACGCGCUCCGAACUGCAAAUCGACACCAUUGGCAUCAGUAGAAGCACUCUUGACGAGGUGUUCUUGGAGCUGUGCAGCGACGAAAAACCAACGUAUGAGGAGAAAGAAACCCCAACUGGAGAACCGGCGCUUGAGAUGGUGACGGGUUGUAAGUUGCGUGCCCAACAGUUCAUAGCACUCUUGCAGAGGCAGUGCUACUUUGUCAAGCUUCGUAAUUUUGUCAUCGUGGUAAUCUUCAUUGGAGCACUGAUCUGCUUCUUAAGCCUCGCAUCCAACAACCCGCGCAGAAAGAUAACGAAGUCAGACACUAAAGCGUUGAAUCUGGAUCUGUACGCCGGGCGGCCGCAGCGCCGCGUACUCGUCAAGACGGAUGAGGGCACCCUGCAGGCUUUGAGGACGGCCUUCGAAGGAGUGCAGUUCGAAGAGUUUGCUUGCAAAAAACAGUAUAUUCUGAAAGCUUGUAUUGUAAGUGCAGAAAGAAAAGAGUCGUGGAAUAUAAGGAAGUCAGCCAAUACAUUCUUUGACUCUUCUUUUUCCUCACAGUCUCUACCAUUUUUUCUUUCUCGAAUUAAAAAAAAACUUGAGAUAAUAUUUGUUUCAGCCAUGUUACGGACCAGUCGGGAGAAUAUGCAAGAGUAUAAAAAUUAUGUAGUGGGGAUCGAACUUAACGAUACCAGUGCCAAGGCGCUCUACUCGCCAUCGUUGCCCCACGCGGCGCCCGUAGCGCUGAACGCGCUGAGCAACGCGCUAGCAGCACGCUUGACGAGAUUCGCUCCGCUACGAUCGAUGAGCGCAAGAACGAUCAACGUGCGCAACCAUCCUCUGCGCGGCGCCUACGUGCCCUACAACGAAGCUAAACUACUAUGGCCUAAACAGAAGGAAAUUAUACUCAUGUGGAGCAGUUUCAUGGCUAUGAUCUUAUGUUGUUUCCUGAGCUCAUUCGCCCGACUUCCGUCCAUAGAGCGCACGACAGGCACUCGGCACGCCUACAUAAUGGCGGGCACGCCGCGUUGGAUACACUGGACCGCCUUGUACGCGGGACAUGUCAACUUUACACUGAUCAUUGUGUUAUUUAUCAUCCUGUUCACUUUUGCACUGGACAAGGAUCACACGUUCCGACAGCCUGGGUUCUUAUUGGCCCUAUUCGUGGUGCUUAUGCUGAGUUUGCUGGCGAUGCUGGGGCUCGUGUACUUCGUCAGCACGCUGUUCAGCCUGACGACCACCACAACCUUGCUCUUCAUACUCGUCAUGAUCAGCACUAUGUUCACUUCUUCUGUGAAGGAGUCCCUAAAGAUUAUGUACAUUCCUUACGUCCUGCUUCCGCCGCACGCCCUCACGGAUGGGCUGAUUAAGACGGCGACCGUGGCACAAGUGAACAGCCACUGCAGCCUAAACAGAGUCAGGUGCCCCGAACUGGCUGGACCGGGCAUGUUUAAAGCGGAUAAAUGCUGUGGGUCAUCUCCGGGUUCGGAGCCAUGGAGCUAUUGGUCAGUUGGCGACGCGGCCGGCGGCCCGGUACUCGUCCUCGUCUUCCAAGCAGUCGCGUUCUUCAUGCUGACAUACUUUUCGGAUAAUGGCAUGCUGGGGCGACUGAUAUCCUCGGCACCUGCUCCACCGAAGCUACGCUUUAAGGAUGCCGCGGUUCGGGCUGAAGCCGUCUACGUUGAGAACACCAUUAAGCUGCCUAACAAUCAGAUACCAGACGCUGUCUUGGGCUACAAAGUCAAAAAGAGCUACUCACGGUGCUUUAAGGAGCCAUACCAUGCCGUCAAGGGUAUCAGCUUUUCGGUCAAGAAAGGAGAGUGCUUCGGCCUGCUUGGAGUGAACGGGGCCGGCAAAAGCACGACGUUCAAACUGCUGACGAGCGAGACAGCUCCUACGGGAGGCGAAAUCUUCGCCAACGGGUACCGUUCUACUGAGCGCAGCAAAUACAUGCCCACGUUAAGUUACUGCCCGCAAUACGGCGGGGUGGAUGGCUUCCUGACAGGUCGUCAGAACCUGACCCUGCUGCUGAAACUUCGUGGUCUGAAAGCUACCGAUGCGGCUGUCAUGGCCACUUCCUGGAUCAAAGAAGUCGACCUACUUCAGCACGCCGAUAAAUCCGUGUCAUCGUACAGCGGCGGCAUGGCGCGGCGCCUGGCGGCGGCGGCAGCGUUAUGCCAGGCUGCGGAAACCGCCGUUCUUGACGAGCCCACAGCCGGCGUGGACCCGGUCGCGCGCCGUCAAAUGCACCAGGCGCUCCUGCGCGUCAGGAGACAGAAAUCUAUCAUUAUCGCGUCACAUAGUCUGGACGAGAUGGAGGCACUGUGUCACCGCAUCGCCAUCAUGUCAGGCGGCGAACUGCGCGCGCUGGGCUCGGCCGCCGCGCUCAAAAUACAACACGCUCAAGGUUACACCAUCGUCUUCAAACUGGCCACCGAGAAGGUUAAUGAUGAUGUCCUGGAGGAGUUUAAGGAACGGUUGUAUGGCCGCUUCGACUGCGAGCUCAAAGACCAACACCGGAACACGCUGCGCUACCACGUGAAAACCUCGCUCAGCUACAGCAUGCUGUUCACCCAGUUGGAGGAGCAUCGAGCACAGUUCCCUGAAUUGCUGAAAGACUACACUGUUACGGACACCACGCUUGAGGAGGUGUUCCUCGCGCUGGCUAGAGAGGCCAAGCAAUCCCCGCCCACUGUCUAAAAUGUAUCAAGCAAGCAGAGGGCCUACCGCGUAUGGCGAAGUUCGCAAAUUCCUGGCAUCUUUCUCUAGUAUAAAAGAGAAAGAUGCCCGCAAUUUGUGAACUUGGAGUGUUCGCGGUAGGCCCUCUGCAGCUUGCGGGGAUUGUUUUGGUGAAUCACGGAAAUCGGGUCGCGCCAAAAAGCUUGUGAGAGCCUACCGCGAACCACGUUCGACGUGUUACCUCCCUGUCACACUUACGUACAAAUCUUCAAGUGCGGCAGAGAGGCAGCACGUCGAACGUGCUUCGCGGUAGUACCUAAGAUGGCCUACCGAGAAAUUUAGAUUUUGUGCGAUAGGCCUUCUGCGCUCUUACAAGUUUUAAAUUGAUUUUACGAUGACUAUGACGGUUGUUAUGCGUAAUAUUGAUAGGUAUUAUAUAACUAAUAUAUAUGUUAGAAAAUAAACGAAUCAAAAUACAUAGUUUUUGAAAUAAUACUUAAAUUA
Cydia pomonella (codling moth) is the source of this 4294-nucleotide messenger RNA. Its product is annotated as phospholipid-transporting ATPase ABCA3-like. NCBI's taxonomy places the organism in Eukaryota, Metazoa, Arthropoda, Insecta, Lepidoptera, Tortricidae. The coding region runs from base 128 to 3811 and encodes 1227 amino acids. Gene Ontology annotation, cellular component: intracellular membrane-bounded organelle; membrane. Gene Ontology annotation, molecular function: ATP binding; lipid carrier activity; ABC-type transporter activity. The transcript has 23 exons. Gene Ontology annotation, biological process: lipid transport; transmembrane transport. The record is from RefSeq and is a predicted model, not a curated record.